This is a messenger RNA of Botrytis cinerea B05.10, 2032 nucleotides long. RefSeq lists its product as hypothetical. Gene Ontology annotation, cellular component: cytoplasm. The transcript has 2 exons. Lineage: Eukaryota; Fungi; Ascomycota; Leotiomycetes; Helotiales; Sclerotiniaceae. The record is from RefSeq and is a predicted model, not a curated record. The coding region runs from base 93 to 1454 and encodes 453 amino acids. Gene Ontology annotation, molecular function: cysteine synthase activity.
GAGUUGACCCUGUGAAAAAUCACAUCAUUAACAGAAUGAUUUUAUUCACGACUCAUGAUUAAGAUAAUGAUGAUGGGAAUAUCGAGGAUAUAAUGUCUCUGAGCAACCACCCCAAGGCAUAUGGAUCUGCAGCAGUUGCAGUUGCAUUUGUGGCAGGAGUUCUGUUGACAUUGGGUUUCAAGGAUUUAUAUCCUGAUUUGGAACGAAGAUAUCAAAGACGGCGAAAGGGAACUGGAACUGGGCCUGGAAUCAUUGCAUCUGAUUCAUCUUCAUCUGAUCUAAGACUUGUUGGCUCUAACCUACCUCCGCUAAAGCUAGAAGACCGCACUCGGAAAUCAGUUGUCGGGUUACCGAAACCUCUGAUUCCAGAAGGAAUAGAAGGAUGUAUUGGAAAUACACCAUUAUUCAAGAUCAAGAGUCUUUCUGAUGCAACAGGAUGCACUAUUCUUGCGAAAGCGGAGUUCUUGAACGGGGGAGGAGGAAGUCCCAAAGAUAGAGUAGCAUUGAAUAUGAUUAUGAUGGCAGAAGAGGAAGGAUUCCUGAAACCUGGUCGAGGUGACACUAUUUAUGAAGGCACAGUUGGGUCAACUGGUAUUUCACUUGCAACUUUAGCACGUGCCAGAGGUUACAAAGCAUACAUAUGUAUGCCUAAUGACCAGAGCACAGAGAAGUCAGAUCUUCUGCAUCAUUUGGGAGCUACCGUUGAAAGGGUCACCCCAGCACCUAUCACUUCUACUGAGCAUUUCGUCAACCUGGCAAGACGUAGAGCGAAGGAACAUACAGCCUCUAAAACAGAUUCUAGUAGAGGGUUCUUUGCUGAUCAAUUCGAGUCUCGUGCAAAUUACAGGGCACAUUUUCAAUCUACAGGACCCGAGAUUUAUGCCCAGACAGGAGGUGAUAUUGAUGCAUUUGUGGCCGGUGCAGGGACAGGAGGAACCAUCUCAGGCGUAGCACUUUACUUAAAACAAGAGCAACUUAUGGGACAAGAUCUCAAAGUCGUACUUGCAGAUCCAGAGGGAAGUGGCCUUUACAACAAAGUCAAACAUGGCGUCAUGUUCUCUUCAACCGAGAAAGAAGGCACAAGACGCCGGCAGCAGGUUGAUACUAUCGUCGAAGGAAUUGGAAUCAAUCGGCUAACGGAGAACUUCGAAGCGGGGCGAGAAAUCAUCGAUGAUGCCGUAAAGGUGACAGACUUGCAAGCACUCAAAAUGGCGAGGUGGCUAGUAGAGAAGGAUGGCAUUUUUGUUGGGAGUAGCAGUGCUGUCAACUGUGUGGCAGCUGUAGCAACAGCGCUAACAUUGGAGAAGGGGAGUACGGUGGUUACUAUUCUUUGUGAUAGCGGAACGAGGCAUUUGAGUAAAUUUUGGAAAAAAGUGGGAGAACUGGGCUUGGAGGAGGAUCAUGAUACCCAAGAUUUGCUAGCUCACUUACGUCUCCAACCAACUGGGGAAUAAACAUGUUGAUGGGUUCAUCGCGCCUCCACUCUUUGCACGAAAACGUAUGGCAGCUGGCUUUCACGACCUAAAAGGUCAUUCGUACAUAUUCAACUUAAGUCACGCAACCAGCCUACUUCCAAUUCUAUAAUACAACUUUAGAGCAUAUGAUAGUCCUUUGUUACUCGACUUCGUUCCAAGAAAUUUACUCGGCCUUUGCUUCUCGCGCCUAUGCAAUAAGGAACGAACGGACUUAAGCCUGAGAGUGGUCACGUUUCAUGAGAUUACCAAAAUAUUUGGCUUUCACUAUAUUGUUUGUGCGAAUCAGUUCGUAUCGAUUAAUAUUUUUGGGGGUUAAGUUGGAUUCUCCAUAGAUAAAAUAACAAUAUACACAAAUCCGCUUGUGAGGGGGGGAUAUGUCCUUGUUGAUAUACCAAUGCUUGCCAACUGUUUGUCUUACAAGCGGCAGGUUUACAUUUAUCCGCUACUAAUCUCAAAAUUACCGUUAGAUCCAGUCAUUUGGCUGUAAUUUGCUUCUCAAUCAAUGAACUGCAAGAGAGAGAUAAUAUGGAAAUCUAAUUGAAGGAGAACUUUUCCUA